UGCCCCGUCGACGUCGAGACGCCUAUCGUGUCACGCUCCGCGUUCCAGUUUAAGUUCCGACCGCGACACGGUUACGUGCUCACUACGUUUAGUUUGUCCACAAGUCUUUUGUUGUUGGAUACAAAUCGCGAGUACCGCGUUACCGUCUUUGAAAAUCAGAUUUUUGGAUUUUAAAUCGAAAUAUCUAGUGUGUUAAUUAUUAAUUUUUUAAAAAUUUGUUGAUUAUCACAAAGUGGAUAAACGAAAGAAUUUAUUUCCGUGCUUGGAUUGUCAUCAAGAUUAUCUGUAAUUUAGGGUUUGGAGUAAAAAAUUUAAACCAGAAGCCCGACUCUGGAGAGUAAAUAAAAAUAAUUUUUGGAUUGAGUUUGAAAAUAAAUCUAUCAAACUGGGAGACGGAAGAGGUAGACCUAAAAGAGUCAGGAUGGCUGACGAAAAUAUACCCGCGGCUCCUGCGGCAAAGGAAAGAAAAUCUUUACAUGUGACAACACUUAUUGCUAAAAUUGCCGAAGUGAUCCUUGCGGUAUUCACCAUUGGUUUGAUUGUUGAUCCUUUGAAUUCAUAUCAUCAACGAAUGUACAAUCGACCCCGUUCGAAAUUAGACGAUGUCGCUCUGAUUUACACCACCGUCGCUGGAUAUUUAAUUAUCAAUGUACUUUUUAUUAUUGGACAUGCACUAGGAGACAAAAUUCCAAAGCGAAUGAUUGUUAUGUUUUCGGCAGUGGGAUCCAUUUUGCAUAUCGUUGCCGCAAGUCUGAUGGUUCACGGCUGGAGAAAAGCCGUCGGGUCUUAUUAUGACAUACAAAAUAAUAACAUAUAUUCAAGUAAAAUGUACAAUGACAUGAUGAUAUCAGCAUCAGUAUUUACAUUUAUCAACGCUGCUGUAUUUGCCGGUGAAGUUUUUGUCACGAUAAAAUAUUCGUAGCCCGUUAUUUCGCGACAGUACGAGGUCUCUAUGGAUGAAUUAGGCCGGUACUGAUCGCACGACUCGGUUAUUAUUACGAAAUUUUAAGUAUAUUUUAAUUACUAAUAUACUAAGUGUCAUAAUUUAUAAAAGUAAAUUAUAUUAAAAUUUAAAUAAUUAUAAAACUAAAAUGCUCGUAAUAAUAUUAACGGGCUUUAUAAAACAUUAAAAAGCUUAAAUGUACAACGCUGUAACCCAAAGUUCAAAGUUUUAUCUCGUUAAUAUUUAAAUCCGUCCAUUAAUUAAGAAUUUAUUGAUUCAAUUAUAUAAUACA
Molecule: messenger RNA, 1235 nt
Organism: Microplitis mediator
Lineage: Eukaryota; Metazoa; Arthropoda; Insecta; Hymenoptera; Braconidae
Exons: 4
Coding region: 422-922 (166 amino acids)
Biological process (GO): septate junction assembly
Cellular component (GO): membrane
Source: RefSeq, a predicted model, not a curated record